Molecule: messenger RNA, 867 nt
Organism: Neurospora tetrasperma FGSC 2508
Lineage: Eukaryota; Fungi; Ascomycota; Sordariomycetes; Sordariales; Sordariaceae
Exons: 6
Coding region: 1-867 (288 amino acids)
Source: RefSeq, a predicted model, not a curated record
AUGCCUCGAUGUAGCUUAAGAUCAGUGCAUACAAUAUGCAAAGACAUUCAUCCAAGGACUUUGGAUCUCUGUGUCACCGACUUUCCGGCUUCUGGGAUGUUUAAAUGUGUAGGGUUAGAAACCCUCUUGUUUGCAUUGCAUGCACGGCAUAUUGCGGCUCAAGAACGGUUUGAUCCCCGCGCAGAUCUACAGGCACACAUCACAGCAUUGCUAGAUCAUAUGUCGAACUUCAAAGUCCAAAUCCAGCCAGUCCGGGCCGGUACCACCAGCAGCCCACGUGGUUUCUCCCCGCUCCUCCGCCUGUUGCUCUCCCGUCCCCGGUCUUGUUACUCUCCCGCUCCUGUCCCGCACCGCACCGGUCCCGCACCGGGUCCCGCCCAUGUCGCUCGCUCGCUCGCCAUGAAUGGAUUGUGUCCGUCCCAGUUCCGGUCGGUCCUGUAUACCCAUGAAAUGCUACCGCCAUCUCAUCUCAUCGCAUGGCACGGCAUAGCACGGCAUGAAAAAUUUCCAUACCAGACCGCCCGCUACCGGCUUACUCGCAAAAACCUGAAGGGAGUUGCGCAUGCCCGUCGCGCCCACCUGUAUUACUGUCCACUGUCCAUGACCUGCCUGCCCGGUUAUCAUCCGUAUCGCGGCCUGGUACUCGGCCCUAGCAUAACGCAAACGCUGUUGCAACCCAACAACGACUCAGCCGCUAUCACUUACCUUAUCAGAUGUCAAACUAGCCGCAAGAAGACAAUCUUGGCGACCUGGUUUGUUAUCAUGAGGGGAAACUUGGGGGUCUCGACUGCGGGGAAGCUGGAGGGGCAACACGGGAUGGCUUGUUUCAUCCACGGCAUUGUGACAAGUUAUCGUCGAAUAGGAUAA